AUGGCGGGCGGCGCGGGCUGGGCGGGCGCCCCCGCGGCUCUGCUGCGCUCCGUGCGCCGCCUGCGCGAGGUGUUCGAGGUGUGCGGCCGCGACCCCGACGGCUUCCUGCGCGUGGAGCGCGUCGCGGCGCUGGGGCUGCGCUUCGGCCAGGGCGAGGAGGUGGAAAAACUUGUCAAAUACUUGGAUCCCAACGACCUCGGGAGAAUCAACUUCAAGGACUUUUGCCGAGGGGUGUUCGCCAUGAAAGGCUGUGAGGAGCUGCUGAAGGAUGUGCUGUCCGUGGAGAGCGCGGGGGCGCCGCCCUGCACGCCGGAGAUCCCCGACUGCGUGGACCAGGGCAGCGAGGUGCCAGGCCCUGCCUUUGCUGAUGGCGAGCUCCUCCCCAGGGACCCCGGCUUCUUUCCCGAGGACGAGGAGGAGGCUAUGACACUGGCCCCACCCGAGGGCCCCCCGGAGUCCGACAUGGACAGCCCCAUGGAGAGCACGCGGAGCCUGGAGGGGUCGGUGGGGGGUCCCGCCGAAGAGAAGGACGGAGGGCUCGGGGGCCUGUUCCUGCCAGAGGACAAGUCCCUGGGCCACGCGCCAUCCGUGACCACUUCGGACCUCUCCACGCACUCCACCACCUCGCUUAUCAGCAACGAGGAGCAGUUUGAAGACUACGGGGAGGGGGAUGACGUGGACUGUGCCCCUAGCAGCCCCUGCCCCGACGACGAGACCAGGACCAACGUUUACUCGGACCUGGGAUCUUCAGUGUCUUCCAGCGCGGGGCAGACCCCCAGGAAAAUGCGGCACGCCUACAACAGCGAGCUGCUGGAUGUGUACUGCUCUCAGUGCUGCAAGAAGAUCAACCUGCUGAAUGACCUGGAAGCCCGACUGAAAAACCUGAAGGCCAACAGCCCUAACCGGAAGAUCUCUAGCACGGCCUUUGGACGGCAGCUCAUGCACAGCAGCAACUUCAGUAGCAGUGACGGUAGCACCGAGGACCUGUUUCGAGACAGCAUCGACUCCUGUGACAAUGACAUCACGGAGAAGGUGAGCUUCCUGGAAAAAAAGGUGACAGAACUGGAGAAUGACAGCUUGACCAACGGGGACCUGAAGAGCAAGCUGAAGCAGGAGAACACACAGCUCGUGCACAGGGUGCACGAGCUGGAGGAGAUGGUGAAGGAUCAGGAGACCAUGGCGGAGCAGGCCCUGGAGGAGGAAGCGCGGCGGCACCGCGAGGCCUACAGCAGGCUGGAGAGAGAGAAGGGCACGGAGAUCGAGCUGCUCAACACCAGGGUACAGCAGUUAGAGGAGGAAAACACCGAGCUCAGGACAACAGUGACCCGGCUCAAGUCGCAGACCGAGAAGCUGGAUGAGGAGCGGCAGCGCAUGUGUGACCGUCUGGAGGACACCAGCCUGCGGCUCAAAGACGAGACGGACCUGUACAAGCGCGUGAUGGACAAGCUGCGCCAGAACCGCCUAGAGUUCCAGAAGGAACGAGAGGCCACGCAGGAGCUUAUCGAGGACUUGCGGAAGGAGCUGGAGCACCUGCAGAUGUACAAGCUGGACUGCGAGCGGCCGGGCCGGGGGCGCAGCUCGUCGUCUGGCCUGGGCGAGUUCAACGCCAGGGCCCGCGAGGUGGAGCUGGAGCAUGAGAUCAAGCGGCUCAAGCAGGAGAAUCAUAAGCUGCGGGACCAGAACGACGACUUGAACGGACAGAUCUUGAGCCUCAGCCUCUACGAAGCAAAGAACCUCUUUGCCACGCAGACCAAAGCCCAGUCUCUGGCCGCAGAAAUAGACACGGCCUCCCGCGAUGAGCUCAUGGAAGCCCUUAAGGAACAGGAGGAGAUCAACUUCCGGCUGCGGCAGUACAUGGACAAGAUCAUCCUAGCCAUCCUGGACCACAACCCUUCCAUCCUUGAGAUCAAACACUGAGACGGGGCCUGGCUGCGGAGCGGCCGCGGGACCCUCAGAGCCCUGGCCCUGGGACCGAGGCGCAGAGCCCGCCGGAGGAUGCAGCCCAAGCUGGGGCGCGCGCACUGUAAACGUCUCUCUGGCCACCAUGUCCUGUGUACCAGUGUGUAUGUGGGGAAGCCGCGCACACAGCAGGGGGUGGGCGUGGGGCUGCCGGGGACCUCUGUGCUGC
Hyaena hyaena (striped hyena) is the source of this 2128-nucleotide messenger RNA. RefSeq names its product RAB11 family interacting protein 4 (gene RAB11FIP4). Gene Ontology annotation, cellular component: cleavage furrow; recycling endosome membrane; midbody. The record is from RefSeq and is a predicted model, not a curated record. Gene Ontology annotation, biological process: regulation of cytokinesis; endocytic recycling. Lineage: Eukaryota; Metazoa; Chordata; Mammalia; Carnivora; Hyaenidae. Gene Ontology annotation, molecular function: calcium ion binding. Bases 1 to 1917 code for a protein of 638 amino acids. The transcript is spliced from 15 exons.